CAUCAUUGGACACGCUGAGUCUCUAGCAUGCGCAACCCAAGCGUGGUCCUAGUGCCUAGAUAGCGACAGCCAUGGCUAGAUUUCUGUGAAUCGAUUAAAAUAACGUGGACAGCAAAAUGUUUAAAACUAAACGAAAUAGGAAGUUUUCAACCAUUUUGUAAGCCUACUGCCAUAUUUAACUGUUCAACUGCCUUACCCUCGCGCUCCUCUAGUGAUGAUAAGUGAACGUGGGGAGACCGAGUACACGACUCGCACUAUGACCCAGGCGCGCUCUUCCUUUUUGCAGCCGCAGCAGCAGCAGGCAGCAGCAGGAGCAGCCUGGGCACAGGGACUGGAAAUCUGCAGCCGAAAUGAGGAGAUCUAAAUGAUGUGGCGAAAAGGGAUUAAAUGCGACCAAUCUGUCGUCAGCACGAAAUCCAGGGCGCAUCGCUGCUCUAGAUUUUUUUAAUACUUUUGUGAUCAGUACACUUCCCCCAAUUUGAGCCCCGGCGUUGGGCGGUGGAUGCUAUUGACCUGGAAUAUUGUAAGAUGCACCGUUGUAUUCUAUGCUUCUCAUUUCGAUCAUUUAUCUGUAAUGGUUCGUGUGCGGCACAACGGAAUCCACUGAAUUGACGUUUUUGCUUGGAUUGUACGUUCAUUUCUAUUAUUUGCUGGAUCGCGGCAGUGUAGGCGACAGCAGACAGAAGGAUUGCGGGCUCUGAUUUGCCUGUGAUUGCUGACACCGAAACGAGCUGGGGAGCCAUGCCGUUACGGAGUAACCCUAGAGACGCUUGAUUGAUCAUGAUGAAGACCGAACCCUCGUCCGCAAAGACGGCUAACGCCACCACGCUCCGCAGCCCAUCCCCGCACCGCAACGCGUACGAGGCGAGCAUUGGCGCGCUGAGACCAGCCAACGACAUCCUAAACAGUGCCGCGAACGGCGAUGCCCAGGAUGGGAAGCAGAGGCAGUCGAACCGCGGCCGCACGUAUGGCUCCAACGUGCACCGCAUCAAAAACAUGUUCAUGCAGAUGGGAGCCUCCUCGCCGACGGAGGGGGAGGAUCCGGCUAAAGCGAGCGAGCCCAAGCCCGUGCGUCUCACCCUACCCCGCGCUGGAAGUCUGAACGAAAACGUCGACCACAGCGCUCUUCUGAAACUGGGCGCCACGGUUUCCGAGCGGGUCAGCAAGUUCGACCCGAAGGCAGAAGGCAGCGGGCAACGAGGUGCCUCCUCCCCCUCCUCCUCCGCAUCCUCCAGCUUCUCCAAGCUGCAGGAGACGCGCAAGAUUUUCGAGCAGCAACAGGAGAAGCAGGCGGCCUCGAACCGCGUGCUGCUGAAGAAGGAAAGGGUCGCGGGGAUUCAGGACAGCCGGUUGGACGUGGUGGCCCGGUUCAACGGCAGCACCGAGUCUCUGGACAGCCUCGACGCGGUGAGCGGUGCUACUACCGAGGCCGUGUCGCCCACGGUGAGUCAGCUGAGCCAGGUGUUCGAGCGGGCCGCCGAGUUGCGGAACAACCUGCACCGCCUGUCCAACACGCCGCCGCUACCGUCGCGGGGCGUCACCGCCAAACCGAGCUCCCUCAACUCCAAGAUCAUCUCCAAACGGGUCCGGAGCUUACCGGCGGCGUCCCACCGAGAGGACGGCUCGAAUCAAAAUCAAAACGGGAGGGGGCCCACUCAGAACCAAGGCUCCAUCACCACAGACGGGUCAGUGUCAUCAGGCCACUCAGGCACAGAUGGACCCCAGAGAGGUGACUCGGAGUGGGUUGAGAAUGGCACCGGUGCCGCCCCUAAUGCCCAGGACGCCAGGGGCCAGCAGCAGCAGGCGUCCAGUGAGCUCUCCAGAGGUGCCCGAAGCGCCCGCGGCCCCGUGGAAAACGGCAAGGAGGCCCCGGGCGGCCGGGACGAGGACGGGCUCUCCGGACCGGGGGAGCGGGGGGAGGUGCGGAGGGGGGCGGCGGGGAGCUGGAGGCGCGGAGGAGACGGCGAAGAAGAGUGCGGCGAAGAGGAGGAGGCGCAGAGGGAGGGGUACUCCUCCUCCUCCUCCUCCGCCGCCGCCGCCGCCGCCGACCACCACCUGGACAUCAGUGCCUACAGCGCGGCCGGAGAGGAGUCCGCGGGCAGCCAGGACGAGGAGGAGGAGGAGGAGGAGGAGGAGGACGAGGCCUACGAGCCAGAGUCCAGCUGCACGGAGAUCACCGGCCUGCCCCCCGAGGACGAGACGCCGCCCAGCCGCAAGAUCCGCUUCAGCACCGGCCCCAUCAAGGUGUUCACUACGUACUCUAAUGAGGACUAUGACCGGCGGAACGAGGAUGUGGACCCCAUGGCAGCGUCUGCAGAGUACGAGCUGGAGAAACGAGUGGAGAGGCUCGACCUGUUCCCCGUGGAGCUGGAGAAAGACAGUGACGGUCUGGGCAUCAGCAUCAUUGGGAUGGGUGCAGGAGCCGACAUGGGACUGGAGAAACUGGGCAUCUUCGUCAAGACCGUCACUGAUGCGGGCGCUGCUCAUCGGGAUGGACGUAUCCAAGUGAAUGACCUGAUCGUGGAAGUUGAUGGGACCAGUUUGGUGGGGGUCACCCAGAGUUUUGCGGCGUCAGUCCUGAGGAACACCACUGGAACCGUCCGGUUUCUGAUUGGGCGUGAGAAGCCAGGCGAGCAGAGUGAGGUGGCCCAGCUGAUCCAGCAGACUCUGGAGCAGGAACGCUGGCAGAGAGAGAUGAUGGAGCAUGGAGCUCGCUACGGAAACUACAUGGGAGACGAGGACGAGGCUGGUGAUUAUGGCACUGAUGAAGAGGAGGAGGACGAAGAGGAGGAGGUGAGCCCCAUGUAUCCAGCCGCCAUCGAGGUGUUUGACCUGGCCGAGAAUGAGGACAUGCUCUCGCCCAUGGAGAUGGACCCAGAGAAGCUCGCUCACAAGUACAAAGAGCUUCAGAUCAAGCAUGCUGUGACACAAGCUGAGAUCCAACAACUCAAGAGAAAGCUGGCUCACGCGGACCAGGAGAAGCAGCGAUGGCGCGGGGAGAAGGCCCAGCUGGAGCGGCGUCUGUCGGAGAACGGUGAGCGCAUGGAGAAGCUGGAGGGCUACUGGCUGGAGGCCCAGUCUCUGUGCCAGGCCGUGGACGAGCACCUGAAGGAGACGCAGGCCCAGUACCAGGCCCUGGAGCGCAAGUACAGCAAGGCCAAGAGGCUCAUCAAGGAGUACCAGCAGAAGGAGAUUGAGUUUUUGAAGAAGGAGACGGCCCAGCAGAGCACAGAGGAGGAGGUGGAGGCUUCACACCAGGAAGAGGCGGAGCAGCUUCAAGACAAGGUAUCUGAGGAACCUCAGGUGGAGGAGCCUAAGGCUAGUGCCUCCUAAGGUCAGACUGCUGCAGGGAGGAGCCCACUUCUCCUUCCCACCACACUAACCCUUCUUUCUCUCUGUGGAACUGGACACGGCUGGAUGGACAGAGGUCUCCAUUCCCUCUUCACCCCCCCAUCCCCUCUCUGUUCACCCCCCUGCCUUCAGUCUGUCAACCAGCAACAUGGACGUUUGGAGUUCUGUCUUUCACUCUUCUGCUUUCUCUCUCUCUCUGUUCUGUCCGUAAACAGAAAACAGAAGAAGGGUUCUGUUCCACUUAUUCUGAUCUCUCUCUCUCUUCUUCUUCUGUGGCAUUGGCCGGGAACAGAGAGCACAGAGCAGAAGCCCUUUCACUUCCCUCUCUACUUCUCUCUGGAACCCCUGUCAAAUCUCUCAACACACACACACACACACACACACCAGGCGUUCCUCUCCUCCGAUGAAAAGUAUUUUGUGAGAGAAUCCGCUCCCUUUCUUUGGAUAUUGAUUUUAAGACUACUGUAUUACUUCCCCCCUGGCCUGUGAUAUGGGGGCCUUGGUGAAGGUUUUUAAUCUCAUUUCUGCGUGUUGUGAUGUGUGUUCAGAGUAUGAUGAGAAGGUCAGAGGGGUCAUCUCUGAAAGAAUCCUCUUCAAAUGGACAUCAAAGAGAUCUGUUUUUUUUUUCCUUUUGUUGCUACGAUACUACACUUCCUUUGUAUUUUUUUUUUAGUUGUUCCUUCUUCGCAGUCUGUAAAGACGUGACUAUGUUCGUACAUGUUUAAUCAAAUAAGUGUUGUUUGUACAGUCUUUAUAAGUGUAUAAUAUUAAUAUACUGUAAGUAGAAAUAAUGGAAAUCAAGGCAACUGAGGAGCUGUGGAAGUCCUCUCUGGAGGACGCAGAGGAGCUGUGGAAGUCCUCUCUGGAGGACGCAGAGGGUGUUUUUAGAUGUAAAAAGUAUUAAAAGAGAGAAACAGAGAGAGAGAAAGAGAGAGAGAGAGAGAGUUUGUGAGCUGAGGUUUGUGUGGAUGCCAUCUGGAGAAGAGUUGAUGCUUGGCUCAUGGACGCCACACACAGAGGCUGCUAUGCUGAGGUGACACACCACCUGUGCAGCACACCUGGUGUGGAUGUGAACAGGAAACAGUUUCCAGGAGAAGCUUCUCAUCAUAACCAUCCACAUCUCAACAUGUACGCAUCCUGCACAAGCGUUCUCACUCUCUCCCAACUGGACCCAGCCACUUAAUUCCUAUUGGCCGACAGACUGAUGAGGUCACAGGCCCGGUGUGAGAUCAUUGGCUGGCCAUAAGGAAGUGGCAUCUCUUUAAAGUUUCGGCUGGUGUUUCUGCUCUUCACCAACAGUGUUUCUCUUCUCUCAGUGAAAAGACACAUUCUGUAAGUGUGUGUAUACACACAUAUCAGUACCAGUCUCUCUCGCUGUCUCUCUCUCUCUCUCCAUGCUUUCAACAUGAAUGUCAAUUUGAUUGAAGCAACAUCUCCUCCUCCUUUUGUCCCAAGCUGAGUUUGUGACACAUUACCAGCAGAUCACCUGAGGUAUGCUGUUAGGUCAGUCUGCAUGUGUGGGUUUGGGUUUGGACCCAGCGGCUCUGGCUCCCCUACUGUGCUGGGGCUCAGGCUGACAGACAGCUGCAGGACUUGCCAUCUACAUCUCAGAUUUGGGCCGAGUUUGGGACCAAUCUUCUGGAGACCUGGAUUAGGAUUAGGAUUUGGAGUUCUGGUGACUCUAUGUCGGGUUGUCCAGCUGCAGCCAUGGUGUUUCUGCGUGUAACUCUACGGACCACACUGAGCUCGUCCACCACUGGGCCUCACAUGAAUAGGACGCACGCCAACAGUCCAGGAGAUGUGUUUCUCUUUGAACACACACACACACACACACACACACUCACACCUGGGACCACCUGAGCUAGCACACAAGUGUUCCUGGAGCUGUUUUUGGUGUAGAACUUUGGGACUGACCGACUCACACACUUUUCUUUAUUCCAAGAGAAGUAUAACUACUGAAGGGACCAGGCAUUUGAGCACCUGGGGUUUUCAAAGCACACAAAGCACACACACACACACACACUCAGACAGACACAUAUACACACAAACACACGCACACAAACACAUAAACACAAACACAAACACAUACAUACAUACACACACACACACACACACACACACAUAUAUACAUACAAACACAUACACACACUCACAAACCAGCGUCAGUAUUUCUCCCCCACUGAGACCCCCACUGCCUGUUCCCAAGUUCCGUUCCCCUCCAGUCCACCUGCGUCGCCAUAGGAACAAUCUAGAAAGUUCUGAUAAAGCAGAAUAGACUUUGUUUGCUCUGGUGUGAAUGUUCUUGGGAAAUGUGGAUCUGCUUUAAGAAGAUUCUGUGAGUCACAAAGCAUUGGACAAUUAAAUAACAAAGAAGUGGAUCUACUUUGAUAGAAAACUAUAUGUGUCACAAACGGUUGGACAGAAAAACGAGGGAGGAGUGGAAUUAGCUGUGGAGAUUUGUGAGAGGCGAACAUUAAAUUGCUUGUGAAUUUAGUCAUGUUUAGGGAAUCACUAUUAGUUGGAACCCAAGUGGGAAUCCAUGGCAACUGAGUAUGUACUAGCAGGAUUGUCCAGCACAGUUUUGUUUAAUGUGAUUUUAUGGAAUAAACAGUAAA
Molecule: messenger RNA, 5966 nt
Organism: Alosa sapidissima (American shad)
Lineage: Eukaryota; Metazoa; Chordata; Actinopteri; Clupeiformes; Clupeidae
Gene: ppp1r9bb
Product: protein phosphatase 1, regulatory subunit 9Bb
Exons: 10
Coding region: 781-3333 (850 amino acids)
Biological process (GO): actin filament organization; neuron projection development; calcium-mediated signaling
Cellular component (GO): postsynaptic density; actin cytoskeleton; cytoplasm
Molecular function (GO): actin filament binding
Source: RefSeq, a predicted model, not a curated record